AGAUUCAUACUAGUCUAUUCAUUCAGCCAGAGUGACCAAGUUACUCAGGGCUUUACUGUUUCAGAGGAGCAGUUCCUUAUGAGCAGACACCAUGCAGUUCUCUCUGUGCAGGUUGCGUACCCACCAGUGGUGUUUCCUGCUCUUCAAUGUGCUUCUGUUCCAUGCCCUGUUGUUUGGGGCUGACUUUGUAGAGGAGUACAUUCUCCAGCCCACCCCAGGGGUAUACACAGAUGGAACAGUCCUGGACGUGAGGGAGAGGGCCCGUAAACUAGACCUGAGUGGGACCAGGGGAAACGAGUCCCAGUAUUACCCCAUUACAAAUCCAAAUGCCUGCCUGAACAGUGACCUCUUCCUCCUCACCAUCGUCUUCAGUUCCCCAAGCAAUCACACCCAGAGGAAUGCGGUAAGGGCGACUUGGGCCAACCAAACACGGGUCCAGAGUUUCGCCGUGAGAACACUCUUCUUCCUGGGAUUGUCUCCCUCCACCGCCACCCAGGAGACUGUUAUGACGGAGUCCGGUCGCCAUGGCGACAUGGUCCAAGGAUACGUGAAUGACUCCCCUCAUGGUCAGGCCGAGAGGGAGGUGUUGGCGUUACGGUGGGUGGUGGCUUUCUGCCCAGUAGCCAGGUUCGUCCUGAUCACAGAGGACUCUGUGUUUGUCAACCUCCCUGCAUUAGGGGGUUACCUACUGGGGCUAAGAAGGCACCCUGAGGACCUCUACUUGGGGAGGGUGAUGCACAAAGACACCCCCGACCGAGACCCCUCCAGUCCCAGCUACUUAUCUCCAGCCCUCUAUCCAGACAGGUAUCUCCCAGACUACUGUGCCAGAACUGCCUCUGUCCUCUCCCAGGAUGUGGUCAGGAAGGUGUAUGUGGCGUCAGCUGGGGUCCGUGCCGCCCUUCCAGCUGAUGUGUUUGUGGGCCUGUGUGCCUGGAAGGCCGGGGUGGUACCCACCCACAGUGCACGCUUCUCAGGGGAGAAACACAUUCAUUAUAAUGACUGCUGUUAUCGCUACCUGUUCAACACCCCAGGGAUGGGGAGUGAGGAGCUUGGGACAGUGUGGGCAGAUCUGGGCCAGGAGGAUGGAGGAUGUUCCUUUCUAGAGACCUACUAUGGCCUGGUGGCUUGCAAGGCUCUCACUUACCUGGACAAACUGUCCUUCUUCAACUCAGAAGGACAGGAAGACUGAAACCAAAUCCACAUACACAUGAUUAUCAGAUGGUAUUAUGAGUGUAGUGAAAUGCUUAUGCUUCUAGAUCUGACAGUGCAGCAGUAUCUAACGGGUAAUAUCUAACAAUUCCACAACUAAACCUAAUAUCUAACCAAUUCCACAACAAAACCUAAUACACACAAUCUAGUAAAGGAAUGGGAUAAGUAUAUAUAAAUAUUAAAUGAGGAACGCUUCUCUCUACCUAAAGCCUGCCUUGGUUAAGAGACAAUGGAUGAGCAGUGAGAGCGGCUAAGAUGCAAUAGAUACUGUAUCCUACACUAUAUACAUAUAAGUGUGUCUGUACCUGUGUGUGUGUGUGUGUAAGUUUGAAUAUGAGUCUCAGUAUUGCAUUUCAGUUUUUAUUUCAGGAAACAAUUCUCUACUUUAUUUGAUCAUGUAAAUAAGAAGCGGAUUAAAUAUUAAUUGAA
This is a messenger RNA of Oncorhynchus nerka (sockeye salmon), 1638 nucleotides long. RefSeq names its product beta-1,3-galactosyltransferase 9. Gene Ontology annotation, molecular function: hexosyltransferase activity. Gene Ontology annotation, cellular component: Golgi membrane. The record is from RefSeq and is a predicted model, not a curated record. Bases 92 to 1189 code for a protein of 365 amino acids. NCBI's taxonomy places the organism in Eukaryota, Metazoa, Chordata, Actinopteri, Salmoniformes, Salmonidae. The transcript has 3 exons.